This is a messenger RNA of Oikopleura dioica, 1392 nucleotides long. NCBI's taxonomy places the organism in Eukaryota, Metazoa, Chordata, Appendicularia, Copelata, Oikopleuridae. The record is from the annotation of a GenBank genome assembly.
AUGAAUGGGACUUUGUACAAAUAUACAAACUUUGCAAGAGGUUGGCAACGACGAUUUUUUAUCAUUGAAAAUGGUUUACUGGAGUACUUUUUGAGGGAUCCCGAAGGGGACAGAUCUAACCGUCGGGGAGUGCUGCCUUUGGUAGAUGCAGUGGUGACGCCGGACGAAGACGGCCAUGGGUUUACUAUCACAGCUUCAAAUGGCUAUAUUUUCAAGCUGAAAGCGGCUGACGCUCGUUCGCGGCAGAUUUGGAUAGAUCAGUUACGAUCUGCGGCUAAAGGAAUUCAAAAACCGCUUCCACCAGAGUAUGUCUCACAAGUGACGAAUCAUCAGAUCACCGAUAAUUAUGCCACCAAAAAUGUGGAACAUCUUCAGGCUGCAAAAGAAAGUCUCGCUGCGGCGAGAAAAUAUUUGUCCGAAAUCGAAGAUCAGUGCGACAGAUUGCCGAUGAACGAGACCUAUUUGAAGCUCAAAUCUUAUGGGAGGUCGGCUAUCCAGUCACUAGAGCGUGCCACGGACAUUGCCGAACGAAACAUUUUCUUCGGGAGAAACGAAUUGCGGAAAAUGCCCAAUCCAACUGAACUGGAAAGAGAAAAGAGGAAGAGUGAACUGUCAGACGACAGUGACGUCGAGGAAGAGAGUCGUUCGCCCUGGGUGCCGAAAAAAAUCGAGUUCGAAGAGCCGCUCGUGGAGUACAGUGAUGAUCAAAGAGACAAUAUGGUCUCGAUAAUGCAGACGAUUCCUUUAGGGGAAAACUUACUUUCUGGAUCCUGGCCUAGCUGGUCGAUAUCAAAAAACUCUGGAGCAUUGUACAUCGGCUACCUUUGUCGCCAUUGUCCAGACACGACGGACCCGUCAGAUCUCGCGAAAUGGCUUUUGUCUUUAAAAUGCCCUAGUUCUGUUUUUCGAAAUCGAAUCCCUUCAAAGUCACCGCAGUAUUACGAGUGUAAAUUUGGCGAAAAGCAUCUUCAAAUCGAAGCCUUCCCUGGACCUGUUUUUAAAGUAUCGAUUGCCAAUGGACUGCUGAUCAAAUUCACUCUAUCUUUCAAGUCAAAUUUUCAAGGACCCGGCAGACCGUUUUUUAUCCAGCCAUUGAUGACAGAUUUAAAUAUUGGUAUACAGUUCUGGAACGUCACCGAAAUGCCCAGUGUUAGAAUUCACCACCCUCUCAGUACACCUUCUCUAUCGUGGAGCGGAAAAUGGGAAAUGCAAAAUCGAGAGCUCAAACAAACCAUCACCCUUUCGUAUCUCAGCGAGCAGAGGAUAGAAGGAUCAGUCCUUGACAAAGAAUCUUCUUCCGAAAUUCAAAUCUCCGGCACCAUAGAUGAACCUCUCAUUGGCGGAACAUCUUACAAGCCCAUAGAACCGGAUUUUUUUCUUCAACUCCAAUGA